This is a messenger RNA of Lampris incognitus (smalleye Pacific opah), 1489 nucleotides long. RefSeq names its product cathepsin La (gene ctsla). Gene Ontology annotation, molecular function: cysteine-type endopeptidase activity. Bases 112 to 1122 code for a protein of 336 amino acids. Gene Ontology annotation, biological process: immune response. Gene Ontology annotation, cellular component: lysosome. The record is from RefSeq and is a predicted model, not a curated record. The transcript has 8 exons. Lineage: Eukaryota; Metazoa; Chordata; Actinopteri; Lampriformes; Lampridae.
GGAGUCCCCGUGUCGCUUAUUGACGGCCCCCGGGAGCCUUUAUAGCGUGUAUGUGUCGGGGGGGACGAGCCAUCUUCUCCACCAGAACCGGGCCGAGCCUAGGACGCCACCAUGUUGCCAUUAGCGGUACUGCCAUUCUGCCUCGGGGCUGUUCUCUCGGCCCCAGCCCUGGACCCACAGCUGGACGAGCACUGGAAUAUCUGGAAGGACUGGCACAGUAGAAAUUACCAUGAGAAAGAGGAGGGCUGGAGGAGGAUGGUGUGGGAGAAGAACCUGAAGAAAAUUGAAUUGCACAACCUGGAGCAUUCCAUGGGCAAGCACACAUACCGUCUGGGGAUGAACCACUUCGGUGACAUGACCCAUGAGGAAUUCAGGCAGGUGAUGAACGGCUUCAAACGUACAACAGUGAGAAAGUUCAAGGGCUCCCUGUUCAUGGAACCCAACUUCCUGGAGGCCCCACGUGCCCUUGACUGGAGGGACAAGGGCUACGUAACCGCCGUGAAAGACCAGGGUCAGUGUGGCUCUUGCUGGGCCUUCAGUACCACUGGUGCCCUGGAGGGCCAACAUUUCAGGAAGACAGGCCAGCUGGUGUCCCUGAGCGAACAGAACCUGGUGGACUGCUCCAGGCCUGAGGGCAACGAGGGCUGCAAUGGAGGCUUGAUGGACCAGGCCUUCCAGUAUAUCAAGGACAACCAGGGUUUGGACUCCGAGAACUCCUACCCUUACCUUGGAACUGAUGACCAGCCAUGCCACUAUGACCCCAAGUACAACUCGGCCAAUGACACCGGCUUCGUGGAUGUUCCCAGUGGCAAGGAACACGCUCUGAUGAAGGCCGUGGCGGCUGUGGGACCUGUGUCUGUAGCCAUCGAUGCUGGCCACGAGUCUUUCCAGUUCUACCAAUCAGGAAUCUACUAUGAAAAGGAAUGCAGCAGUGAGGAGUUGGACCAUGGUGUGCUGGUGGUGGGUUAUGGCUACGAAGCAGAAGAUGUGGAUGGCAAGAAGUACUGGAUUGUUAAGAACAGCUGGAGUGAGAAAUGGGGAGACAAGGGCUACAUCUACAUGGCUAAAGAUAAGAAGAACCACUGUGGAAUUGCAACAGCUGCUAGCUAUCCUCUAGUUUAGCUCCUAUGCAGUCCUAUUUUUAGUACCAUGGUGUGUUUUUUAUUGCAAUAGUUUUGGCUUGAGACGGCCAUAUCCGUAUUACAGUCGUAUUACAGCCUGAACAAGGCUCUGGUCAGAGCACGACAUUGUCAGAAGAUUCUGAAAUGUUUUUUAACAAGAAACACUGUUUUUAGGGAAUUGCUGCCAUCUUGUUUUGGGCUGAUUUUUACGCCACUUUAUUAAUUUGAAAUUUUAGUUUAGAAGUUUUACUCUGUAAAUAUGUUUAUGCUGCUGGUUAAGUGUUGUCUUAACAGUUGCUGUGUUCAUUGUAUAAAUGUUUGGUCGUUUUCUAUUUUUACUGUGAUUUAAUUAAAAUUGUGAAACACUA